Molossus molossus (Pallas's mastiff bat) is the source of this 2366-nucleotide messenger RNA. RefSeq names its product dihydrolipoamide branched chain transacylase E2 (gene DBT). The record is from RefSeq and is a predicted model, not a curated record. Lineage: Eukaryota; Metazoa; Chordata; Mammalia; Chiroptera; Molossidae. Bases 11 to 1459 code for a protein of 482 amino acids. Gene Ontology annotation, molecular function: acetyltransferase activity; lipoic acid binding. Gene Ontology annotation, cellular component: mitochondrion; cytoplasm. The transcript is spliced from 11 exons.
CCGGAGUAAGAUGGCUGCAGUGCGUGUGUUGCGGACCUGGAGCCGGAGUGUCGGGCGGCUGGUUUGUGUUCGCUACUUUCAAACAUGUAAUAAUGUUCAUGCUUUGAAGCCAAAAUAUGUGUGUUUCUUUGGUUAUCCUUCAUUUAAGUAUAGUUAUCCACAUCGACUGCUGAAAACAACUGCCAGUCAACAGGGACAGAUUGUUCAAUUCAAACUCUCAGACAUUGGAGAAGGCAUUAGAGAAGUAACUGUGAAAGAAUGGUUUGUGAAAGAAGGAGAUACAGUGUCUCAGUUUGAUAGCAUCUGUGAAGUUCAAAGUGAUAAAGCUUCUGUUACCAUCACCAGUCGUUACGAUGGAGUCAUUAAAAAACUGUAUUAUAAUAUAGAGGAUACCGCCUAUGUGGGGAAGCCAUUAGUAGACAUAGAAACAGAAGCUUUAAAAGAUUCAGAGGAAGAUGUGGUUGAGACGCCUGCCGUGUCCCAUGAGGAGCACACUCACCAGGAGAUAAAAGGCCAGAAGACACUGGCCACCCCGGCAGUUCGCCGCCUGGCAAUGGAAAACAAUAUUAAGCUGAGUGAAGUUGUUGGCUCAGGAAAAGACGGCAGAAUACUUAAAGAAGAUAUUCUCAACUUUUUGGAAAAGCAGACAGGAGCUAUAUUACCUCCUUCACCAAAAGCUGAAAUUAUGCCACCUCCACCAAAACCAAAAGACAGAGCUGUUCCUACACCAAUAGCAAAACCCCUGGUAUUCACAGGCAAAGAUAGAACAGAACCCAUAACAGGCUUUCAGAAAGCAAUGACCAAAACCAUGACUGCAGCCCUGAAGAUCCCUCACUUUGGGUAUUGUGACGAGGUGGACCUUACUGAACUGGUUAAGCUGCGAGAAGAAUUAAAGCCCGUUGCUUCCGCUCGUGGAAUUAAACUCUCCUUUAUGCCCUUCUUCAUAAAGGCCGUUUCCUUGGGGCUGCUGCAGUUUCCCAUCCUUAAUGCGUCUGUGGACGAAAGCUGCCAGAAGGUCACGUACAAGGCUUCUCAUAACAUUGGGAUAGCGAUGGAUACUGAGCAGGGGUUGAUCGUCCCCAACGUGAAAAAUGUCCAGAUCUGCUCGGUGUUUGAGGUCGCCAUGGAACUGAACCGCCUCCAGAAGCUGGGCUCCACAGGUCAGCUCAGCACUGGCGACCUCACCGGGGGAACCUUCACUCUCUCCAACAUCGGCUCAAUCGGCGGUACCUAUGCCAAAGCUGUGAUAUUGCCACCCGAAGUAGCAAUUGGGGCUCUCGGAUCCAUUAAGGCCCUUCCUCGAUUUAACGAGAAAGGAGAAGUAUGUAAGGCACAGAUCAUGAAUGUGAGUUGGUCAGCCGAUCACAGAGUUAUUGACGGUGCUACAAUGUCACGCUUCUCGAAUCUAUGGAAGUCCUACUUAGAAAACCCAGCUUUUAUGCUACUAGAUCUGAAGUGAAGAUGGGCGACAUCUUUGAACUUCCAAAGAAAAUGUAGAGCCUAGCUGCGCCCGCACGUGUCUCUCAUGACAGUUUAUAUUAUAAAUGGUUUGGGUUGGAUGAUUGAAGUUCUAAGGCACAACAUUUAUCACUAUUCUGACACCCUUUCUACUGGAAAUGAAAACAGUGUACUGGUUCUUCUGGGCAUGGAAUUCUCUCUUAACAUGGUGCUGAGGUCUCCAUGUCAGUGGGUUGAAACUGCAAGAACAACAAUCCCUAUCACUAAAAGACAGGUAGCCAUAGACAGUAUUUGCCCUAUUUCUUUUUCUUAUCUUGAACUGACCCAAUGAAACUUUUGGGUUACACUUUGUUGGGAAAAGGACUGUAUAUAAAAAAAAAUAUUUUCCAUUUCCCAACAAUAAUGCCAAUAAUUGUAUAAACCAAGUGCAAUUAUACUUAGGAUUAAGAUUCCCGGAGGAAUGUUACUCUGCAGAAAUCAUCUGUAAAUGCCUUAUUUAUGUAAAUUAAUAUCUUUUAAAAGGGGAAAUUAUAAGUGGAUCUUAAUGUCCAGUUAUGGUGUUAUAACCAGUAAAGAAGAGAGAGAAGAGUCUUACGGAUGUUAAAGUAACACGACAAGCUGCACACAGAUGAAGACAUCGUGACCGUCGGGCAGAGGCCCACUUCGGUCAGAAAGAGCAUCGAGAUGAACACAGGCCAACAUUCUAAUGCGAUUCGGAAAUUUAGUCGUUUCAAAUACUGUCUAAAAAACUUCAAGUGAAGUUUUAUGAUAGAAGUUGUUUUAACAUGUACUUGAUUGCUUUAAUAAUGGAAAUAAUGUUUCUAUUAGAAAACAGUGGCUCGGCCCUGGCCAGGCAUCUCAGUUGGCUGGAGCGUGCGGGUUCAACCCCAUCAGGGCACAUGCAAGAG